AAGAGAGAGAGAAAAGAGGUGAGGCAAGAUAGGUCUAUACAUCCAUUGUUUUCUUCUCUUCAGUCUUCCACCUCCGGAUUGUAGCUGUCCCCUUAUAUACUUUCCUCUUGGUGCUUUCUGGGUUUUAAAUUUCAUUUUUCUUCGUUAUUUUCUUCCCCUCUUGGUUCUUUCUGCUGGUUUUACCCAUAUAUAUAACCCCCACCAAAUUCAAUUUCCCUUUUCUUUAUUUCUCAGUUAUGAAAGAAUUAAGAUUCAAAAAGCUCAUCCUCAGAGCUCAGAUUUUAUGUUGGUUUUGGUAAUUUAAUUUGGGUUUGAUUUUUUUGGUGACUUCUAGGUUUUGGUUUUGUUAGGAGUAUCAAAAAUUAAGAAGCAGAGAAGAAAUAGAGCUGAAAACAUAAAAGCUGCUUAAAGAUGGCUGCUGCCUCAUCAUCCUCACCCUUCUUCGGAGCUACCAGAGAGGAAAAUCAAAACCAGACGUCCUUACAGCAACAUUCCUCCACACCGACUUCCUCAUCUGCUGCUCCAAACACUGCACCUCCAAAGAAGAAAAGGAACCAACCUGGAACACCAAAUCCAGAUGCAGAAGUGAUAGCACUAUCUCCCAAGACCCUAAUGGCAACAAACAGAUUCAUAUGUGAGGUAUGCAACAAAGGGUUUCAAAGGGAGCAAAAUUUGCAACUUCACAGAAGAGGACACAACCUGCCUUGGAAACUAAGACAGAAGACUACAAAGGAAGUGAAGAGAAAGGUUUAUUUGUGUCCCGAACCCACCUGCGUCCACCAUGACCCCUCGAGGGCACUCGGUGACCUCACCGGCAUCAAAAAACACUACUCUAGAAAACACGGUGAGAAGAAAUGGAAGUGCGAGAAGUGUUCUAAGAGGUACGCGGUUCAAUCCGAUUGGAAAGCUCACUCGAAGACUUGCGGCACUAGAGAAUACCGAUGUGAUUGUGGUACUCUCUUCUCAAGGCGUGAUAGUUUUAUCACCCACAGAGCUUUCUGUGACGCCCUGGCUCAAGAGAGUGCAAGGCAACCCGGUAACUUGAGCACCAUCGGAAGUCAUCUGUAUGGAAACAAUCCCAUGAGUUUAGGCCUGUCUCAAGUGGGGUCUCAGAUUUCUUCCCUACAAGAUCACCAGAAUCAUCCCUCAAGUAACAUGUUAAGGUUGGGAAGUUCCGGGGCAGCAAAAUUUGAGCACCUCAUCCCCCCAUCAAAUCCUCCUUCUCUGCAAGCCAUGGCGCCCGCAUCUGCUUUCUUCAUGGGAGAAGCUGGCCAAGGCUUUCAAGAACGCCAUUCAGCGCACGGAGGCCAGUUUUCGAAUAAGACAUUACAUGGACUAAUGCAGCUUCCUGAUCUUCAAAGCAACACUAACAAUUCCGCUUCCUCAGGAAAUCUCUUCAACUUGAGUUUCUUUUCUGGUAAUAGUUCCACCAGCAGCAUGAAUAACAGUGAGAAUGUGAAUUCGGGAUUCCUAGGACAUAAUCAGUUUAAUCAUGGGAAUGGUGGUGGACAAGGGGCAUCACUGUUCUCUAACAUGGGUGAAAAUAUCAGUUCGGGUCUGUCUUCUAUCUAUAACACUUCAAUGCAACAGGAGAACAUCUCCCCUCAUAUGUCUGCCACUGCUCUGCUCCAAAAGGCUGCUCAAAUGGGUUCGACUACGAGCAGCAAUCCCACAGCUUCCACCUUGCUAAGGGGAUUAGGGUGUUCUUCCUCUAGUGGGACUAAAUCUGACAGGCCACUUCUCUCGACUAACUUCGGGGCGAGUUUCGGGGGUGGCAGUGGAGGGGAAACCCUAAGAACUCAGAUGGAAAACGAUAACAAUCUUCAAGGGUUGAUGAAUUCUCUCGCAAACGGGAACUCCUCCAUUUUCGGGGGUGACCAAGGACAAGACAGUACUGGAUUUGGUGGUUUCAUUGAUCAACAAAACAACGCUGCCAGCUUUUGCAACGUGAAUGAGGCUAAAUUACAUCAGAACCUCGCGGUGUCGGAUAAGUUGACCUUAGACUUCCUGGGUGUCGGUGGAAUGGUUAGAAACAUCGGAGGAGGUUUCUUACAGAGGGAGCAGCAGCAGCAUGGGAUCAACAUUCGCAAUUUGGACCCAGAAUUGAAGUCGGCGUCGGGUAAUGACCAACAAUUGGGAAACACAAAGCUGCUGUGAAAGUUGGUCACGUACAUGCAUGCAGCUAGGUUAAUAUGUAGGGAACAAUAUGUCCACCUGCUUAGACCCAUUGAGGGUUUCUUAAUUUCCUAAACGCAUCUUAAUUAAGACUUACUCUAGAUGCAAUUUUAUUAAUUUUGUAGCUUUUCAAGGAGAAACAUAACUCUAUAAUUUUCCCUUUCGUGUUUUUACUUUUAAUUAAUCUAUAUAAAUGCAGCUACUUUUCAUGGAAACCUUAGGUUUUCCUUGAAAG
Molecule: messenger RNA, 2410 nt
Organism: Rubroshorea leprosula
Lineage: Eukaryota; Viridiplantae; Streptophyta; Magnoliopsida; Malvales; Dipterocarpaceae
Source: the annotation of a GenBank genome assembly